AUGUUAACAGAUGAACCCAUAGGUGAAAUUUAAGAUUUUCUCAAUUAUUCAUUAUCCGAUGGAUGCUUCUCAAUCCAAGGUUCAAAAGUCAACACCAAUAACAACAUUCCUAGUUAAAGUUCUAAACACAAAGGGCAUGAAUCAAAAAGAGUUACGUUUGACUCCUCUAUUAACAGUCCAACAACUUAAUUUUUGAUGAUUCGAAAAAGCUAAAAAUCUUCAGAUCCUCAAUAAUUAUAACAUCAACAACAACAAAUAUUCAGCGUAAUCUAAUUUUGUUUUAUCAAACGAUUCAUUAACAGAAUCAGCUGGAAAAAGAAAAUCAACUCAUAAUUCAACCUUUAUUAAUAUAACAUCAUUCGAGAUUUAGGGUCUUCUUUUAAUUUAAAACUCUUUCGUGAUAGUGCAUUAAAUUUGAAGCCCAUGAUCAGCUAAUUUAGUCAGUCUUCUGAUGGGUUGCAGUAGAUUAUCAAAAAAAAGGAAUUGUCCAAAAAAAUAAAAAAGUAAAUUACACAUUUAAGGACAUGCAAAGAUAAUUUAAUUAAAAAAAUUGAAUAGGAAAUAGAAAAGAUUCCACUGAUUACACCUGAAUCUCGUUUGAAAAUAGUGUGGGAUUGUGUAGUAAUGUUAAGUAGACUCUAUUUUCUAUUUACAAUACCAAUCGAUUUGGCAUGGAAUAAAUAUAAAAUUAUAUACGGAGAGCUCUAUCUUCCAACAAUUUUAAUGAUUCUCCUAUUGGUUUUUGAUUUCAUUUUGAGUUUUAAUAGUUCAUUUUAUUAAUUUGGAUAAAUAGUAAGUAAUAGAGCAACAAUUGCUAAGAAUGUAAUAAGUAAAAGUUAUGGAUUGGAAGCGAUAUCAAUAUUAAUUUUAAUUAUUUACGCCAUCAUUUCUAAUUCCUCUUAAGAAGAAGAAUUCAAUCUGUUGACAGAAUGGAAUAUUCCUAAACUGAUUAGUCAAGUCGAGGAAACCCUAAAUUUGUCAAAGCCAAGUAGUUCUCUAUUGGAAUUAUUUAAAUUAUUGUUAGUGUUGUUCUUUGUUUUACAUUGCUACUCAUGUCUUUGGUAUUUUGUUGGUUAUUACAGUUACUUGUAUUCAGAAAAAGGGAGCUGGUUAGAAUUCUACCACGUAGAACAUGAAACUUGGCAAGUGCAAUAUUUGUAUUCAUUUUACUUCUCGACUGUUACAAUGUUUACAAUUGGUUACGGAGAUGUUGUACCUAUCAGUUAUUUAGAAAGAGUAAUUGCCAUUCUGUAUAUGAUGAUCUGCAGUAUUCAACUAAGUUACAGUGUCAGUACUGUUGGUGCAAUAAUUGAUACCAUAUCCGCUUAUGGACAGGAGAAGAUGCGAAAAAUGAGAAAGAUAAAUUCUUAUAUGCAAAAUAGAAAGAUUGAGUAUUAAUUGCAGUAUCAGAUUAGAGAAUACUUGAAUUAUUACUGGGAAUCAUAAAAUCAAGUUGAGAAUGAUGAACUCAAUGAAAUCAUUAAUUAAUUAUCAGAGAAUCUCAAAGAGAAAUUGAUGAAUUAAUCAAAUUCUUUGAUUUUAAAUGAAUGUCCUUUAUUUCAACAUAAUUUUAGUGAUGCGUUGAAAUCAAAAUUAGUAAACAAAAUAAAAUAAGCAGUAAUUUAACCUGAAAAUAUUAUAAACUUUGAUUCACUCUUUCCUCAAUCACCACCAGACAUUCAAAUCUUUAUUCAAAAUGAUUCAAUUGAUCAAGUAGGCAAAGGUUCUAGCUUGGGUAUCAUCAGUUUCAUAAGUGGUAAGCAAUCUUAGGAAAGAUUCAGGAGUGUCGGGUUUUCAAAAUUGCUAUUGCUAUCAAGAGAUGACUUUUUAAAAGUUAUACAGGAUUUUCCAGAAGAUUACGAGAGAUUUAGGAAUCUUUAUGAUAGUCUAUAAUUUGAUGACAUAAGUGUGUUACAAAUGAAAUGUUUUAGUUGCAAUUCAAAAAAUCAUAGAGUUAUUUAAUGUCCAUUAUUACAUUACAUACCUGACAGAGAGCUGAUUCUAAAAAGAUAUUGUUACAGUAAGCCUUAAAAUAGAAAUUCUAAAUAUGAACGAAAUCCUUUUAGAUAGAGAGGUUACUUUGCAGCUCGCUUUGACUAAGAAGUCAUAGAAUAAGAAGCAAAUUCAUUUAAUAAUAAUAAUUGGAAGUGGGCAGAAUUUUAUGAAGAACCAGAAGAGGAUCCUUUAAAGAAAAGUGAAAUUCAAUAAUAAUAAAUUGCACCAAUCUUAGAAUAAAGUAAUUCAAACUUAUAGGCUUAAUAAUAAUAAUUAUAAUAAUCGCAAAGUCUGGUUCUUCCCAUCUAACAAGUAACAGAUUAAACCUCUAAAGUCAAUUUAGAACCACCAUCAAUUAAGAAAAAGGCCACUUUAUUCAAAUAGAGAACAAAAACAAUUGAAUUAUUAGACAUUGAUGAUAAAUAAUUGAAAGCAUCGCUUAUGAGUAAAGCUAGAAACUAGAAUAUUUUCAAUAAUAAUCUUAUGAUAAUAACGGAAGAGGAGAAUCAAGAGAAUUCUCCAAAGGGAAAACACACUUAAAGCAGGGCAUCAUUUAGUUUAGAUAUGUAUAGGAAGAAACCUAAGGAGGGUAUUCAGAAAAUGAAGAAAGUAGUUUAAAUGAUUACUAAUAUGAAUAGAAUGAAGAAAAGACCAAAAUAAAAAAAGGAAACUAAAUCUAUUUUCAAUCAAUUCCUUGGAGUACUUCAAUCUUAGCAAUUUCUCAAGGGAAUCUAAUAGAAAGUGAGAAUUAGAAUAAAACAAAUAUAAGAUGGGAAGAAAUAAAUAUUAUAAGAGAAAGAUAUUUAAGAUACGAUGUUGUUAGAGAUUAAGAUAAAGAUGUAAAUAGAGCAAUUAAAUGAAUAUUAAAAGAAGGAUUAAGAAAUAGUAAUGGAGUCGUAUAAAAAAUAUAAAUAAUAUUAGAUUUAAAAUAAUUUAGAUUAAAUUUUAGAAAAGAUAUACUUUUAUAAACAAUAACAUACGUUGAAUAAUGAAUUAAAGAGUUACUAAUCUAAACUAUUAAAAUAUAUGAUUUAUCCAGAAAUAUUUUUUGAAAAAUACAGAUAUUAAUAGGUGAUAAUUCCAAAAUUUGAAAUUGAAGAAUCAAGAAGAGGAUCAGAUUAAGAUAUUGAACAGACUUUGAAGAGGAGUCGCAUGCUUAAAAAGAGUUUUAGAAACUUAAAAUUGUCUCAAAUCAGGCCAAUGUCUGAUGGUACUGGAAAGUUUUAGAUGUGA
Molecule: messenger RNA, 3228 nt
Organism: Paramecium tetraurelia
Lineage: Eukaryota; Ciliophora; Oligohymenophorea; Peniculida; Parameciidae
Exons: 6
Source: RefSeq, a predicted model, not a curated record